AUGGCCUCCCAGACGCCUACCUCUAGCCCGCUGCGCAAGAAGCAGCGCAAAGAACUCGACAGAUUCAUUCCUAAUCGCGACGAGGACAUGAAUGUCAGAUUCAGAUUUCCCUCCGAACCCAUGACUCCGACGAAGAACCACAAAUGCCUGAACGCUGAGCAGUUUGAAGCAACCGAAUCCAGACGUCGCUACCAGAAUAUGCUCCGAAAGGAGAUCCUCGAAGACACCGGGGACCAAGGGAGACUGUUCUCUUUUGGACCCAGACCAGACCCCCUGACGCCAUCUCGAACGCCGCGCACUCCUCAUUCCGAUCGCGUCAAUCUGGAUACCGGCUCAGACACAUACAACCUAUCGCCCGUCAAGUUACUUCCCCAGACUGAACGCUACCUCCGGGGAUUGAAGCCUAUACCGAAGCCGAGGCGGCUGGACAGCGUCCCCUACAAAAUACUGGAUGCCGUAGGACUCCCGGAUGACUUCUAUCUCAACAUGCUCGACUGGGGCUCGCAGAACAUACUCGCCGUCGGCAUGGGCGCGCGCGUUUAUCUCUGGAACACAUUGCUGGAAGAGGCCAUUCUGCUCUGUGAAUUACCAGCCAUCACCGGAAGACCGGAUGCGGUGAACAGCGUCAGCUGGGACCAACGCGGUACCACACUCGCCAUUGGCACGAGAAGGGGCCUCAUCUAUCUCUACGACGUACAGUCUCAGCGACGCAUGCGUAUCUUCGCAGACCAUAUCUUCCGUGUGGGCGCCCUCUCUUGGGACGAGCACAUACUCUCCUCAGGCUCUCGGGACCAUACCCUCGUGCAUCAUGAUGUCCGCCAACGUCGCGAGGUCACCUUCGUUUCUGCCCACAUUGGGGAAAUUUGUGGUGUCAGAUGGAGCCCGGGAACCGGACACCUAGCCACGGGUAGCAACGACAAUUACGUCAAAAUCUGGGAUAAGAGACGGCUGGAUACCUCAAUCUUCACGUGGGCCGAGCAUAAGGCCGCCGUCAAGGCCAUUGCCUGGAGUCCCCAUAAGCGGGGUUUACUGGCCACAGGAGGUGGAACCGCGGAUCGCUGCAUCAAAUUCUGGGAUAUUAAUCUCCCAGAACACGAAGUCAAGAAGCAACUUCGCAACAACGCGACUCGUCCCGGGCCGCCUGUGUUUUUGGAUCAAGAGCCCCAAUCAUCCCCUAUUCGUCGACGUCGCAUCAAUGAGAGCAGCGCUGACGACACCAACGAUGUCGUUCACGGAUCAUCUCGUACUGCGCUUGACCGCCAGGACUCGCCCGCACGGAUCGCCCAUGACGUGUAUGACGCGCGCCCGGCGGAGAGGAUGGUAGAAAAGCCGGAUUGGAUGACCGAUCCACACCUUCUCAGCUCCCACGACACGGGUAGUCAAGUUUGCAAUUUGAUGUGGUCACCUCACAGCGACGAGAUUGUGUCCUCCCACGGCUACAGAGACAAUCAAGUCGAAGUCUGGAAUUACCCAUCCAUGCAGAAUGUGAUUACAUGGACUGGGCACACUCGCCGUGCUGUUCACAUGGCCAUGAGUCCAGAUGGCGAAACCGUGUGCACGGGCGCGGGGGACGGCGACGAGACCGUCCGGCUGUGGAGACUCCCUCGAGAGGAGAAGAAGGAGGAGAGAAGGAGAAGAAAGAAGCCGAGAAUCCCUCAUCUUUCAGCCUUCGAGGAUGCCACGAGCAUCCGAUGA
Westerdykella ornata is the source of this 1695-nucleotide messenger RNA. RefSeq names its product WD40 repeat-like protein. The transcript is spliced from 3 exons. NCBI's taxonomy places the organism in Eukaryota, Fungi, Ascomycota, Dothideomycetes, Pleosporales, Sporormiaceae. Gene Ontology annotation, molecular function: anaphase-promoting complex binding; ubiquitin ligase activator activity; protein binding. Gene Ontology annotation, biological process: positive regulation of ubiquitin protein ligase activity; positive regulation of anaphase-promoting complex-dependent catabolic process; anaphase-promoting complex-dependent catabolic process. The record is from RefSeq and is a predicted model, not a curated record. The coding region runs from base 1 to 1695 and encodes 564 amino acids. Gene Ontology annotation, cellular component: anaphase-promoting complex.